UCCGCUUUUUUUCCCGGCAGCACAGUUAGCCAUCUUGUUUUCUGUCGUUGUGGGGGGAAAAAAAGCCCCUGACUGUACAGAACGGGUGGUGAUUUGUAGUAAUUUCCACCCGACGCUUCUGGAAUUUAUAAAUUCUACGUAUCGGUUUUCGUGUUUAUUAACUAAAACGACUUACAGACAGUGUGGUAUUUGUGAAUUUUUAAUGGAGUAAAACUGCGGGAAAUUGUGAGCUAGCUAGGUUACCUUAUUGAAACCCAGCUGGGCCGUUUCAACAUGGCCAACGCGGUUACCGGGAAUCAGCAGCAGCAGCAGCAGCAGCAGGUCGUGGCCAAGCCCGUCGGCUCGGGGAAGCACGGCAAUGUGUUGCCUCUCUGGGGCAACGAGAAGACGAUGAACCUGAAUCCGAUGAUUCUGACCAACAUACUGUCGUCGCCGUAUUUCAAGGUCCAGCUCUAUGAGCUGAAAACGUACCACGAGGUUGUGGACGAGAUCUACUUCAAGGUGACUCAUGCCGAGCCGUGGGAGAAAGGUAGCAGGAAAACGGCGGGCCAGACUGGAAUGUGUGGAGGGGUCCGUGGUGUUGGAACUGGUGGCAUAGUCUCCACUGCCUUCUGCCUGCUGUACAAACUGUUCACGCUAAAGUUGACUCGUAAGCAGGUGAUGGGACUCAUCACACAUACCGACUCUCCCUACAUCAGAGCCCUAGGCUUCAUGUAUAUAAGAUACACACAGCCUCCCACAGACCUUGUGGAUUGGUUUGACCCGUUCCUUGAUGAUGAGGAGGAGCUGGACGUGAAAGCCGGGGGAGGUUGUGUCAUGACGAUCGGCGAAAUGCUACGUUCCUUCCUCACCAAGCUAGAAUGGUUCUCCACCCUUUUCCCACGCAUCCCUGUGCCUGUUCAGAAGGCGAUCGACCAGCAGAUGAAGAGUCGACCCAGGAAAGCUCCUGAGAAUGAUGGCCACCAGGACACUGCACAGGAAACGACGUGGCAGGCUGAGCGGCGGCGCUCCAGGAGUCCCAGGAGGACUCCGAGUCCUCGGAGGUCACCUAAUAGAUCACGGAGUCAGAGCCGUCACCGUGACAGGCGUGGCGCCAGCUUCGACCGUGAACUGGAGAGGGAGCGAGACCGACAAAGGAAGGAAAGGGAAGGCAAGGACAAGGACAAGGACCGGGACCGUCCAGAGAGAGAUCAAGACCGUGACCGGAGGGAGAGGGUGGACAAGGACCGACGGCGCUCCCGAAGCAUCGACCGGCCCUUAGAUCGGCGGCGGAGCCGGAGCAAAGACCGCAAGCGAAGCCGUAGUGGCAGCCGCGAUCGGAAGAUUGACCGUAAAGAUCGAGAGCGGGAGGUGGAGAACGACCGAGCCAGGAGGAAGGACAGGGCCAGCGAGAGGGAGAGAUCAAAAGAGAGACGGUCCAAAGGAGAGCCAGAAGACAAGAAGCAUGAUGAGAGGCACAGGGAGGAACGUACAGUGAGGAAGCCAAGCCGGAGUAAGAGUAGGGAAAAAAAGGGCAAGGGUGAAAGGUCCCGCAAACGUAGCCAGAGCAGGGGUAGAAUAGACAGCGAGGACAAGGCCAAGAAAAGAGAGCGUAGCCAGAGCAGAGAACGGUCUAACAAGGGCAGCCGUAGCAGGGAGCAGUCUCACAAACGUAGCCGUAGCAGGGAGCGAUCUAACAAGGGCAGCCAGAGCAGGGAGAGGUCUAACAAGGGCAGCCAGAGCAGGGAGAGGUCUAACAAGGGCAGCCAGAGCAGGGAGAGGUCUAACAAGGGCAGCCAGAGCAGGGAGAGGUCUAACAAGGGCAGCCAGAGCAGGGAGAGGUCUCACAAGAGCAGCCGGAGCAGGGAGAGGUCUCACAAGAGCAGCCGGAGCAGGGAGAGGUCUCACAAGAGCAGCCAGAGCAGAGAGAGGUCUCACAAGAGCAGCCAGAGCAGAGAGAGGUCUCACAAGAGCAGCCAGAGCAGAGAGAGGUCUCACAAGAGCAGCCGGAGCAGGGAGAGGUCUCACAAGCGUAGCCGGAGCAAGGAACGCACUCACCGCCGAGAACUAAGCGACACGAGUGACAGCAAGCAUCAGAAUAGAAGUCCGAGUGCAGAACAGGUUGAUGGGAAGCAGGAUAGCAGAGAAAAAUCCACUUAAUUUAUCCAUCUGGUUUAAUUUGCUCAUGUAGUAUGUCAUUUGUUUCAGGAAAAAAAAAAUCUUGCACGGAUAUACACUGACGCUCCCCAUCCAGUCCUUGGUUGCUUAAGUAGAAUUCUCACAGUAGAGAUGAGCCUUUUUUCAUUAAUUCUAUUUUCUUUUCUAAAAAGCUAUGGAAAAUUUUGUAAAUAAACAUCUGAGAAUGUUUUAAAACUCUGGAAGACCCCACAACAUGUUGAAAUGUACAAGACGCUAAGUUGACCGAUGUUGUGCUGUGUUUGGUUGAUUGCUUUGCCAUUUUUUAUAUAUAAUAAAAGUCUUUUAAGAAA
Messenger RNA from Brienomyrus brachyistius, 2468 nucleotides. RefSeq names its product pre-mRNA processing factor 38B (gene prpf38b). Bases 274 to 2139 code for a protein of 621 amino acids. The record is from RefSeq and is a predicted model, not a curated record. The transcript is spliced from 6 exons. Gene Ontology annotation, cellular component: precatalytic spliceosome. NCBI's taxonomy places the organism in Eukaryota, Metazoa, Chordata, Actinopteri, Osteoglossiformes, Mormyridae.